This is a messenger RNA of Cylindrotheca closterium, 1686 nucleotides long. Lineage: Eukaryota; Bacillariophyta; Bacillariophyceae; Bacillariales; Bacillariaceae. The record is from the annotation of a GenBank genome assembly.
AUGCCCGAUCCGUUGGAAUACGACGACAAGUUUGAGUUUCUCUUUCAGUCAGAAGUUCUGACCUAUCUUUCGUUGAAGGAUGAUAUUCAACCUGGUGUGCGCAUUGUUUCAAAAUCCUGGCGAUUGGCGUGUGAAGCUUACAAGACUGCUUGGAUUGAAGCUCUUGAUGCGAAGCACUCGGUAGUCGUGCUCGAACUCAUGUCAGCUAAGGGUAAAAUGCUGAAUAGUAACACAGCCAAGAUCACCGGAAAACGGGAUGCAAAGUCACAUCGCUACCCAAUUCUUGUCAACAACUGGCUUACGGGCGAAUCUGAUAUUUUGACUAUUAAAAUAUGCAAUUUGAAUCCCACUGCCACUCAUCGAGCUGAUCCUGAAGCAGACGCUCCUGAUUUGCUUCAAUAUUCAAGGAAUGCGAAACUCAGAAGAUCGCAUGGGAUGAUGCUUGAUCAGAUGCUCAUGCUCGCUAGAUAUGAAACUAAUACAAUCAAUGGAAAUCUGGUCCCGGGAGAGUUCAGGGACUUUAUCAAUCUACCUAGAGGUCAUCCAGCUCUUGCACAGUUAAAUGCCAAUAUGUGGACGUACUGGACAGUGCCUCCAAAGCUAGCUGGACUUUACGGCCGUGGAACAGUUUCAGACUUGGUUAGCAUGGCUCUAAUGAACAAUGAUCCUAGCCUGGUUAUGGCCAAAGAAGAUAAGCUAUGGCCGCAAGAUGGUGAGAAGGGUGUUCACUUGGUGCGAAACAUGGUUCGGUUCAUGAGGACUUGGUCUGAUCAGCGUGUAUAUGGAACAUUUUGGGUGAGCCACAAGUUCAAGACUGGAAGCAUUAUGACAGAGUAUCGAGAUGGCAACUUUGGCCAAGUAUACUUGGUCAAGGGUCACAACAGUGUGAUUGCGGAGCUAGGACCUCAGUUGCCUUUUUGUUGCAGAACAACUCUCUUGCCUAUGUACGAUUUAUGGACCUAUGCUGGCAUCAUCACUGCUAUGUCCGUGCGUCCAUCUGCAAAGCAACUAAAAGAUCUUGAAGCUCAUGUGAAGAAAGCUAUUUUGGAAAAGACGGUUAGUUGGCGGAGUCCGAACGCUGAGCAUUGGCGGUAUCCACCGCCUCCUUUCCCCACGAACAAGAACACUUCAGGUGAAGAAGCUGAUUUGGAUUGGAGUAAUCAUGAAGAUGUCUACAGUAAUCCAAAUAUAAAUACUGAAGAAUCCGAGGAAGUCACCGAAGAACACAUGGAGAUUGGUCGCAGGAUUGUAAAAGCUGCGCUAUCAAAAGGUGGCAUCAAUCCAGAUCCUUCACCAGAAAACCGUUGGGUGAUACGGCGAUGGGGAUAUUCCUACGAAGAAAAUCCAAAUGGCAUGGCCAUGUUUAUGGGAGGCGGUGGACCUCUCCCGGUAUCGCCAGUCAUGUUUGAAGUAGACCAUGAACGUGGUAAAGACCCCAACGACAAAUACAUUCCCACGUACACUCUGAGAGAUAUUUUGCAUGGCGUACUUGACGCAGCAACACGGUGGCGGCUUCCUGGAGUUAUCCAACCAGACGACCUUGGCGUAGUGCGUCCACUCGAAAAGGUUUUGAAGGAAUGUUUCGAGGAAGAGGAUGUAAAUGCAAUUUCCGUCCAGUGGUAUCCACCUCCCUCUGAAGAAGAAUCUGACUAUGCAACUGCCUUUGGCAAUGAUAACCCAUUCUGA